Messenger RNA from Hymenoscyphus albidus, 216 nucleotides. Lineage: Eukaryota; Fungi; Ascomycota; Leotiomycetes; Helotiales; Helotiaceae. The record is from the annotation of a GenBank genome assembly.
AUGCAACUCCUUAAAAUCCAAACUACUAUUUUUCUCCUCGCCUCUGUUCUAUCUAUAACAGCUGCUCCCAUUUCCGCCGAUGGCCUUCAAGUCCGCUCUGAGUACGCGAACAUCGAGAUGCGACACUUGCCCGAGGAGCAUGCAGAGGCGGCAAUUGAGCAAAGAGCAAACAGCGGAAAAUUCAAGAUUGGGGGAACAAAGCGACAAGUGGUUUAA